This is a messenger RNA of Lutzomyia longipalpis, 2177 nucleotides long. RefSeq names its product UDP-glucosyltransferase 2-like. The transcript is spliced from 6 exons. Gene Ontology annotation, molecular function: UDP-glycosyltransferase activity. The coding region runs from base 208 to 1809 and encodes 533 amino acids. Lineage: Eukaryota; Metazoa; Arthropoda; Insecta; Diptera; Psychodidae. The record is from RefSeq and is a predicted model, not a curated record.
GAAGAACGCGCUGCAAUGAAGUUAAAAAAAAAACAAAGACUUGCAUGUUGAGUAAAACUCACUCAGUCUGUAUUUUGUCUUCUGUUUACAACGUUCUUGACCAUUUUAGUGGCAGUUGAAAUACAACCGGCGUCGAAGCAAAAGUAUUGUAAAUUCGUGCAGCUUUAGAGGAGAAUAUUCUGUGUGUUAUUUUGUGUGUAGAAGUGAAUGUUAUUUUCUCAUUUUCUUCUGAGAAAAUCCAAGAAAAUGUCUCGUAUUGCAUUGCUGAGUGUGCUCGUAAUUGUUGGUCUCUCUCCGUGUUUUGGCGCAAGAAUUCUCGGUGUCUUCCCAACACCAAUUCGAUCACAUUUCAUUUUUGCCUCAGCCCUGUUGAGAGGUUUGGCAGAGAAGGGACAUCAUGUGACUGUUUUGAGUAGUUUUCCACCUGAGGGGGCAUUGGAAAAUUAUCGACACAUUCAAAUUGCAACAGAAUCUUCCUCAGACAGAGGAACUUAUGAAAGACUUUCCACAGAAGGAUGGUCCUACUUUGGAACGCUACGCCUCCUUAUAAACGGUCUCCAUCAAACUCUUCACACCGCCCACAGUACACUCCACUCGUUUGAAUUCAAACAAAUCGCCCAAGAAGAAUUUGACUUGAUUUUCCUGGAAAUGUUCCUCAACACCUUCCUCAUUGGUCUAGGUGAUCACUUCAAAUGUCCCGUAGUUAUGAUCUUCUCAGCACCUUCAUCGGAAUUUAUAAAUCACCUGAGCGGGAAUCCCUCAACUGUGGCCACUUUGCCGCAUUUUCUACUUGGAAAGUCUCAGGAAAUGUCUUUUAUUAUGAGAUUUUUGAAUUUUGGAUUUACAACAGUUGAGAGGACAGUUUGGUCUGUUAUUGAUUGGAGAGAAAGAAUCUACUAUGAAGAAAACUUUCCCAGUCCUAAAUACAGAUCGUACGAAGAAAUGAAGAAAAACGUGAGUUUGUACUUUGUAAAUGAUCACUUCAGUAUAACUCUUCCAAGAGCGUAUCUUCCAAGUGUAGUCCCAGUUGGAGGACUUAACAUUGAUUCUAAUCCUGAUGCAUUACCUAAGGACAUUAAACAAUUCCUUGAUAGUGCAGAACAUGGAGCCAUCCUUUUAAGCCUCGGCAGUUGCUUUAAGGCAUCUUUCCUUCCGCAAAAAACACUCGAUAUCUUCAUUAAAGUUUUCUCAAAACUCCGACAAAGGAUCCUUUUUAAAUGGGAACAGGAUACCCUGCCUAACAAGCCUGAGAACGUAAUGAUCAGUAAAUGGUUGCCUCAAGCAGAUGUUCUAGGCCACAGAAACAUUAAACUCUUCAUUACUCACGGCGGAAUUGGUGCAAUGAAUGAAGCUAAAUACAACGGAGUUCCAAUCAUAGGGACUCCCUUGUUUGCUGAUCAGAAGACAAACCUAGCUUCAGCUGAACGAGAAGGCUGGGCCAUUGUACUCAAUAUUAAAGAUCUAACAGAAGAACUGCUAACAACUGCAAUUGAUAGAGUUCUCAAUGAUUCCAAGUACAGAAAUGAAAUUCAAAGAAUGUCUUCCCUGUUCAGGGAUCGACCUAUGUCAGCCCUUGACACAGCCAUCUACUGGACAGAGUACGUCAUCAGGCACAAAGGAGCUAAUCACUUGCAAUCAUCACUAAUUCACUUGAAUUGGUUCCAGAGAAAUUCUCUGGAUGUUCUUCUUGCUUACAUAGUGCUAUUUUACAUUCUAAUGACCUUUAUUGCUUACUUAAGACAUCUGAGGAGGAUGAAAAGAAGGAGUUUAGGAAGGAAGCUUAAAAAUGAAAAAUCAAAGGAUGAGUAGAGAAGAAUAAAUUAAAAAACUAACCUAAUAAAAACUUUAACAAAAAAAAGUUUUUAAUCCUAGAAUAUCAAACAGUUUUUUUGUAUGAAAUUUCAGUACAAAAUUCAAAUAUUUCAAGAGUUUCUUGGUCGCUGAAUAAGGCCCUUUAUCCGACAAUUUUAAAUAACAUUUAUUUCAACAACUUUGAUGGACAUUUAAUCUUUAAUAUUUUUAAAGUUUUACAUGUUUUCUAAUUAAUGAAAUAAAAUUUAUCCCAUAAUUUUAAAAAGAUAAUAAAUUUUUUUAAAGAAAUUCUUACGCUUUACGUAUUAUCGUACAAAUUAUAAUUUAAUAUUCUGUCCCUGAUUUUCUUAAACGUUAACAUUAAC